UGCGUCCACUCGUCCACUUGUGCGUUGUUUUGUUUUGAUUUCUACAGGCUGCGAAAGUCAGUCGGGUGAGGUGGCUGGGUUCAUCUGUAUUGAACAUUAAAUAUAAACUGCUAUCGGGGCUGCAAGUCAGCUGGCUGCAAGUUGGCCUGCGUAAUGCUGUCGUACCACUCAUCGGACGUAAAGGUUACUGGAGUUCAUUGAAGUCUGCGGCUCUCAGACACUGCUAACUUUAGGCGUGAACACUUCUUUCUCUCUUUGUUAAAAUCUGUAAACCGACGAGGCCAAGCAGCACACCGACGAGGUCUGUAGUACUGGCUGACGGACCGUGUAAACGCGGCUUGUAAAAGGAUCCACCGUGGUUGGUCGUCGUGUAUAGAGAGGAGCCUACUCCGCUCUCCAGGCUCCUCAGCCAUGGCUCUGCUGGCCUACCUGAAGAGCCUGUUCAUCCUGCAGUUGCUGAUGGGCUUUGUGUUUGUGGUGAGCGGCCUCAUCAUAAACUUCAUCCAGCUCUGCACGUGCAUCCUCUGGCCGAUCAACAAACAGCUGUAUCGCAGAAUCAACUGCCGGCUCUCCUACUCCCUCUGGAGUCAGCUGGUGAUGCUGCUGGAGUGGUGGUCGGGCACAGACUGCACCCUAUACACCGACCAGGCUACGGUGGACAAGUUUGGCAAAGAGCAUGUCAUCGUCAUCCUUAACCACAACUUUGAGAUCGACUUCCUGUGUGGCUGGACCAUGUGUGAAAGAUUUGGCAUUCUAGGGAGUUCAAAAGUGCUAGCCAAACAUGAGCUACUGAAGGUUCCUCUGAUUGGCUGGACCUGGUACUUCCUAGAAAUAGUCUUCUGCAAAAGAAAGUGGGAAGAGGACCGAAAGACUGUAUUCAAAGGACUGAGCAGGCUCAAAGACUAUCCUGAAUGUAUGUGGUUUCUGCUGUAUUGCGAGGGCACCCGCUUUACAGAGACGAAGCACCAAAUCAGUAUGCAGGUUGCAGAGAGUAAAGGUCUGCCCAAGCUCAAAUACCACCUGCUACCCCGAACCAAAGGAUUCACCACCACACUGCAGUGUCUUAAAGGCACAGUAAAAGCUGUGUAUGAUGUGACUCUCAACUUCAAAGACAACCAAACUCCCACUCUCCUGGGCAUCGUCAACGGCAAGCAAUACAAAGCUGACAUGAGUGUACGGCGGUUCCCUGUGGAGGAUAUACCAGACGAUGAGCGGGAGUGUGCCAGUUGGCUGCACAAGCUCUACCAGGAGAAGGAUGCUUUGCAGGAAACCUACAACAAGGAAGGCAAGUUCCCCGGACCCACAAUAAUCCCACACCGCAGGCCAUGGACGCUCCUGAACUUCCUGUUUUGGGCCACACUGCUGCUUUCGCCUCUCAUCAACUUUGCUUGUGGAGUGGCCGUCAGUGGCUCCCCCCUCCUCAUCAUUGGCUUUAUCAUCUUCCUCAUCAUAGCCUCUGUAGCUAUCCGCCGCCUCAUAGGGGUCACAGAGGUGAAGAAAACAGGUUCCAGUUAUGGCAACCCGGAGGCCAAGAAACAAAACUAAAGUGUGUCACGCCCCCCUCCGUGUACGGCCGUUUCUGUUCGGUCGCCCUGCGGUGUCUCACCCCUACCCAACUCCAUUCUCCUUUUACUGUCGAGUCAGUUGGCAGACCGGGGAGGAGACCCAGCUGUGAAAACAUAAUAGAGAUCAGAGUUAGAAAUACUAAUGGCAUUAGACUGAGUGAGAGAGAGCAUGAAAGGUCUGGGGUUCAAGUUCUCUGGUGUAACACAGAACAUGAAGGGGGGAGAUGCAGUACUGUAUUCACCUGCAUCUUUCGUAAUCAGCUCGCGACCCGCUGUCCCCAUUCAAGUCCCAUUAAAUCCCGGUAACACCCAAGGUUAAGCUCCUAACCUCUCUGAGGUCACCUGGACCCAUUUCCUGCUCUGAGCUACCUACCUCCACUUCCUGUCAGUCAUCAGUCAAUCAGGGAGUGGUGACGUGCUCAUUCUCCUGGCCCACAGAACACGAUCCGCAUCUUAUCUCAAAUAUUAACCUCCAUCCAGGGGCAGUGCGUUUCUGCAACAGCAGUCUGUAACAUGCAGGACAUUUCUCCCUUUUUCUUUCCUCACUAAGUGGGACUUGUAAUGGGAACCGGUGCCUUGAGGCCCAGCCUGGUUUCCUUAAUCUUAAAGGGUUGUUUCACCCAAAUCACAAAAACAUUUACCAUUCAACUUCUCUGUAUCUGGCCACAGCCACUUCUAAUGCCACCGGAGUGCAAUGUAGGUGAAUGAAAAUGUUGUCUAUGGCGCUCAAAUUGUGAAAACUUAACAGCAGUGUGUCUUUGUUGAGGUCUUUGUUACGUUGGGUAAUUUAUGACGAAUGUAAAAACAGAAAACUAGUGAAGCUGACCACAUCGACAGCAUUGGAUUUUCCCAACAGCACAUUGUUUCUGGAAAGAGAGACAUUGCUCUUGAGUUUAAUAAUUUUAACACCAUCAAUGACGUUGUGUUGGAUUAGCAGCAGAAGUCUCAAAAUAUAAAUCCCACAUUUGCAUGGCGAGAUACCGCAGGGGUUCAAUGGUAAAAUCCUUUUUAUUUUAUUUUUAUUUUGUGAUCUUGGUGAACUGACCCUUUAGCGUCUUGGUUUGAAGAGGCUGGUGUCUGUUAAACUACAUCAAGGGCUCCGAAUGUGAAAACUGUCCCUAUCAAGGAAACUACCAUCUGUUAAAGGUCUCAUUUGUAACCAGCGGCACCAACACCCACAGACUCAUUGUGACACAUUUCAAUUCUUUUCCAGUUUUUAUUCCUGUUUUCAUUUGCUUUACACGAAUCGGAAUUUUCAUACAUGUUAUUUUUCUUAUUAAAAACAAUAAUUGGACUCUUUCUGACCCCCGAGAUAUGUGAAUUGUUAAUUCAAGCAGCAAAUCCCAGUCCAAACACUGAAGCAGUUCAACCUACCACCUCCUCUCCUCUCCUCCCCUCUGACAGUCGACGACGCACACUGUUCAUGUGACUGUCGAUUGGCAGUGAAACCAGAAUCCAGAACAAAGUCACCAACUCUCUUCAUGUAGCCUCACAGCUGUUAGCAUAUUAUUUUGCUGUCCAGAUAUAGACUGUGCGUUAGUGAUGUUUUAACCUUUGCCUUAAAUCAAGCUUGCUCAGGCAAGGGAUUGCUUAUUCGCCACCCCUUUAAAUAAAAUAAAAAGCACCCACCUCUUUACCUCUAUGUUAUGUUUGAAUAUCCAUCCUCCUCCUCUCAUCAUAGUGCGUCAUGGGAGUAGUGUGCAUUCAUUUGGUCUGAUUGCCAAAGUGAAUGAGUAAUUUAAUACCAUUUUUUAAAUCUGUGGAAAGCUAGAAAGUUGUUGGUUUGUUCAAGGCGUCUUCGUAACUACAUUGUCAUUAGUUUAAAAGAAAGCUGCUUCCACACUACGUGCAGGCAGCUUUUGUUUCUCUGGAUGUGUCGGUACACUCGCAGUUGUACAUCAUUUACCAUUUUAAAGAUCGAAUAUCUCAGAGCUUUUUAACGGUAACCAAUUAAAAACGGUGGCUGCUGCAGUACAUCGAGUGGAUCUAUUCCAGUGUUACGAGCCACAUUUCCUGGUCCAAAAGGCAAACAAUGGUAGCAAGACAUAGAGGGGAUAUUUUGUCCUGCUCUCUCCUCCCCUCCCUCGAUCCCUCCCACACCAUGUGUAGUAUUAAUCAUAUUUUGAGUUGUUGGUUUAAUUUUUUUUGUUGUUUUUUUUGGGGGGGGGGUCAUCACUCCUCAGCAGCAGUAUGUUGUGUACUUCCUCUUUCUAUAGAGAUAUCUCAACCCAGACAGAUUUCAUGCAAGCCUUAAUAGACAGUGCUGCUUAAUUUUUUUGUGUGAAAAUGUAGACGCUUACUGAGCACCUGUGGUAGUGAAGGGUUGAAAGAUGUCCUCCGGUAUAGCAAGCGAGUUGCUGGGAUUAGUUGCCAAGUAGCUUGUUCUAAAAGUUUUUAACAAUAAAGAAUUAAAGAUUAAUGAGAAUGGAUAAAGUCUGCUCUUGUGUACAAAGAGCUCUGUUCAUAAAUCAAUUCACAUUUUUUACAAGAAGAGUUGUUUUACCUCAAACAUUUGUUAAAAGCUUUAGUAUCUUUAGCUUGUUAUCCUGUUUUUCUGUUCGAUCCCAACAUACACAUCAGAUAAUGCAGUCCCACUCAUCCUGUCAUUCAGUAAAACAAAAUCAUAUUCCAGAAGCAGAAAGGAUCCUGAGAAGUAUUUGGAAAAACUUUUUACACUGGAUGUUUUUUAUUCAGUAAAAGAAACAAUAAAUGUAACUUGUGGUUGUUGUUUUUUUCUUCUGAAGUCUCGAAUGGAAUCAAAUAACGUUACAAAUUUACACCACUUUUCUUUUUUAAAUCCUAAAGAUAAUUCAGUUAGUGGCACGUCUUGCGUCAGCUUUUGUUUUGUUUUCUAAGGCUAUUUUUAUGUUUUCUUCGAUUAAAAAACACUUGAGAAUAUUAAAGAAUUUAAUCACAAAGCAA
Molecule: messenger RNA, 4487 nt
Organism: Morone saxatilis (striped sea-bass)
Lineage: Eukaryota; Metazoa; Chordata; Actinopteri; Moronidae
Gene: agpat3
Product: 1-acylglycerol-3-phosphate O-acyltransferase 3
Exons: 10
Coding region: 412-1545 (377 amino acids)
Cellular component (GO): endoplasmic reticulum; endomembrane system
Molecular function (GO): 1-acylglycerol-3-phosphate O-acyltransferase activity
Source: RefSeq, a predicted model, not a curated record